UAUACUGUGUAUGUUGUUCCUCAGUCAGUUGUUUAUUGCGCGAACGUCAAACAUCGAAACUUUCUUGGAGCAAAAUGGCUGGAGUUGAGAAUAUGGAAACCGAUGGUCAAGAUGACGGUGAUCCCAGAUUACAGCUGAUCACGGUGGUUUUUCGAGAUUUCUUGGUGAAAAAUCUGAAUUUGGGGGAAAAUUCAGAAUUUCUUGCCAAUCUAGUCAGUCACGGCCUUGGUGGUCAAGAUGUGUUAAAAUUUAAGGAUGUGAAUGAGCUCCUUGACCAUCUCGGUGAAAAAAACACGAAAGGCACAUAUUCUGCUUUCCUUAGUUCUCUGGAAGCCAUGGGAGAGUCAACACCAACAUUCAGAUACCUGGCUGACUUCAUUGAGGGCGUUCCCAAAGCUGUUAAGGAGUCAGAGUGCAGAGCCUACAUUAAACACUUGCUUCGAGCAUUCUAUGUGAGCCUUUGCGAUGUAAUCGUCCCAUCAAGCAUCAUUCCCCGCAUCAUGGGAGACCUCAGCGAUGGAGAGAGAGGGAAAAUCCAGCAGGUGUCUGCCAAUGACGGUCGUUAUUGUGGUGCCAUGUUGCUCAUUAAUAUCCUGUUCUUCAAGGGGCUGGACAGCAUUCGUAACUUCAUAGACGGUCUCCGUGAAAAUGGCAAUGGCAAGCUUGCUGAUGAGAUGUCCAACGUGAUAAGCGGGGCAGAUGAACUGGACACUUGUGAAAAAGUAGCAGCCAAAGCCUGUGACUGCAGUGAUGUCAACACAGAUACCAUGGUUGAUCAACCCGUUGCUUAUGGGGAGAGCACCCCCGUAGAAGAUAAUGCCAGUGGAUGUGAGUCCUUAUCAAGUACAGCAACACAGGAACCAACCUCAGGGGAGCCCACCCUAGCCUCUUCAACCGAUUCCCCCGGUUUGCCUCUGCAAUCAAAUGAUGUGAACCUCAAUACUUCCCAAGAGAAGAAAAGUCUCACAUCGGUAAAAGAGGUGCCGUCACAGGGAAAUAAUGUUGUACCUGAAGCAGCAGAAGCAGAGGAAGACGACAAUGAUGACAACACUCCAGAAAACGACGAAGAGGAGCAACCAGACCCUGUUCCCAUAGUACUCCGCGGCUAUCAGAAAGAGCUGGUCACUCCAGCAUUGCAAGGCAAGAACUCAGUCAUAGUAGCCCCUACCGGCUCGGGCAAGACUGUCGUCGCGGCCAGACUGAUCAAAGCCGUCCUGGACCAGGAACCUGGGGUGGGACCGCGGACCGGGAAUGGCACAGUGCCAAACAUUGUGGCCAACGGCUCCAAUAAAGUCAUAUUCAUCGUCAACAAGGUGCCUCUUGUCAAGCAGCAGUGUGAUGUUUUCAAGAAGUACAUUGACGGCAAACGCAUCAUGGGUCUAAGCGGAGAGAUGGGACACAUCGGUUCGCUGACCGACCUCUUGGAGAAGAAGGACGUCUUGGUCAUGACAGCCCAGAUCUUGGUCAAUUCGUUGCAGGGAGGCAAAGAUGACAACGAUCGCAUGGAGCUCUCCAAGAUUGGCCUGCUUAUCUUGGAUGAGUGCCACCACUGCCAGAAAGGAGAUCCCUACAAUGAAAUCAUGGCGGAAUACUGCACUCUCAAGUUGUCGGCUCCAGACAAGGAGAGACCACAGAUUCUUGGCCUGACGGCCUCAAUGGGUGUUGGCAAAGCCAAGUCCAGGUACAAGGCCCAGACGCACAUCCUGACCCUCUGCGCCAACCUGGACGCUGAGAAGCUGUGUACGGUGCAGGAUCCGCAAAACUUGGAAGAAUUGAAGAGAACGAGAGACAAGCCUACAGAAAUGAUCAAACCUGUACCAGGACGGAAGAACGACCACUUCAAGAAAGUCAUUGAACCAAUCAUGGCCCAGAUUGAAGACUUCAUCUCCAAAACACCUGGUGGGGAGAUCAUCCGCAAGGAAAGCCACGAUUUGAAAUGUCCACCGAGCCGUGGUACUCAGGUUUACGAGCAGUGGCUGGUCCGCAUGCAUAAGUACAUUGCCGGGGAGGUUGAGAAUAAUAGCGUGCGCCUACAACUGGUGACAUGUGUCGACCAUUUGAAGGAGUACAACAACAGCCUGUACAUCAACCGUGACGCCCGCAUCCAAGACGCUGUGGAUCAUCUCCAGAAGUACCUCAUGCGUCACGAGGACCAAGACAGAGCUGUCAAUUCCUUUGAGCAGCAGCUGGUGGAUUUGUUCAAAGAAAAGGAAGAGCUUCUCCAAAGCAUGAGACACAACAAGAACCCUAUGCUUGACUGCUUGUCCAAGACGCUGAUUGAAGCACUUGCGGGGCCAGGGCAAGAGAACUCGAGGGGGAUUCUCUUCUGCAGGACUCGAGCAGCUACCGAGGCACUGCUGGCCUGGAUUGACGAAACCCCAGACCUUAUGUUCCUCAAACCGGGCCGGCUGAUUGGAUGUGGCGGUACAGGAAUGACCCAGAAUCAGCAAACGGAGCUCUUGAGCUUGUUCAAGGAUGGAGACCAUCAGCUGAUUGUGGCUACAUCGGUGGCCGAAGAGGGCUUGGACAUUCAACAGUGCAACGUUGUCAUACGCUACAACUACAUCUCCAAUGACAUCGGCAGAGUGCAGGCUCAAGGGAGAAACAGAGCCAAGGACGGAAAGUUCUACCUGAUAGUGUCAGAAGAGCUCAAGCUACACGAGAAAGAGUUCAUGAACCAAAUCCGUGAGAAGAUCAUGUUUGAAGCGACCCAGAACCUCCAGAAGAUGAGGGAAGAUGAUUUCCUGGCACAGAUUGCCGAAAUUCAGAAGAAUAACAAGCUUGAGCGGAAACUGAAGAAGUUCAACUCCCGGCUGCUGAAGCACAACAAGAAACUGAUGAAGGUGCGGCUGAUCUGCCGCAGGUGCGGCGCUGAGGCUUGUACCGUGGAUGACAUCAAGUGCAUUGAGAAUGCCCAUCACGUCGUCUUGAAUGACACCUUCGAGGACCGCUGCAGAUUCAUCGACUUACCCAGCAAGAGCGUCUGCGCGGACAUGGAACUCCGCAAGCGGAUCAUGUGCGACAACAAGGAGAAAAAGUGCACGCAGGAUUGGGGGCACCAGAUGCUGUAUAAAGGCUGUGUGGUCAACCUCAUCUCCCCAAAAUACUUCGUCUUUAAGAUGGAGAAGGGGCCCAACCGCAUCUUUAAGAAGUGGAAGGACGCCCCGUUCAAGAUCGAGAAGCUGUUGCUGGAAGAGUUGGACAAGAUUGUCAACCCGCCCGGGGAGGAUGAUGAAGACGAGGAAUCUGAUGACCAAGAGGAGGCAGCUAAUGAAAGAGUCAACGGAGAUGGCAUGGAGGUGGAUACCGCAGUAACCACAGUACAGCCUCACCGAGAAAGAGCAUCCGCAAAUGCAGACUAGCUUUUGGUAACUUGAGUGCUGGUCUUAUUAGUAGUUCUUGUUUUUCUGCAUGAUGCUUAAUUAACGGUUUGGAAAAUAAGAAACUCAAGCAAAACUCUUUUAUAGACUGUACGCAAUGCCAAGUCCUAAUUCUUACUGAUUUCUAAGCAACACAGAAGUUAAACAAAACUCUUUUAUGAGAAACAAGUCCAACAGAAGGGUCAAAUAAGGUGUAAUAAUACAUUAUUUCGGGCAGUUCCACGGCAAGUUGUCAGACAUACAUGUACAUUUUGGACAACUCAACAGUGUGCAUAAGAAAAGUUAUGAUCAUAAAGUAGCUUUUAAUUCUGUGAAAAAAAAACAUAUCAGUUAGUUACUACAAUGAUUUAAAAAAGAAUUCAUCCAACUUUUGCUGUAGUAGAAAUUGGCUCAAAACAGCACAGUGUCGGACAUACUCAGAUAAAUUGCUUUUUUUGUGUACUUAACAACUACUAUUUCUGUUAAAAAUGAAAGUUAACAGCUGAACUGUUGAACAUUGUUAGAAAACAAAACUACAUUUCAAUAAAAAAUACAGAUAAUAAGCUGCGAAUUGAUAGCUUUAGCAUAGAGGUUUGUAUACCCAUGGAAUUGCCGUUUACCAACUGUAGAAUGUUAGAAAUAUAGUGCAUGGCUUUGAAAAACUCUGAAGAAAAGGUGAGAAUGUAGCAUGACAAAACAUAAACUGUGGUUAAAAUGCAAUUUAAAAAAAUCGUUCGCAGAUAGCAAGACAAGAAAUGCCUCAUUUUAAAUGUUUGAAGACGGUAGGGUCUUGUUGUUUGAACUUGUGGUUCUUGUUUCGUAUACAGCUGAACAACCUUUAUAUUUCUUAUAAUCAAAGAACAGUUUUUUAAUAAGGUGACAAAGUGAUUAGAGGCAAUAAAAAAUAAAACAGUAAUUUAUCAAAGGUAUUUAAUAAAAUCUGAAUGUACAUAUAUUCAUUUGAUUAUUAUUUUUUUAUUUUCUGGUAAUGAAACUAAGGGAUUCCAUUCCUCAAAAGCGCCCUGGGCA
Patiria miniata (bat star) is the source of this 4388-nucleotide messenger RNA. Its product is annotated as antiviral innate immune response receptor RIG-I-like. Gene Ontology annotation, cellular component: cytoplasm. The coding region runs from base 75 to 3362 and encodes 1095 amino acids. Gene Ontology annotation, molecular function: double-stranded RNA binding; zinc ion binding; single-stranded RNA binding. Lineage: Eukaryota; Metazoa; Echinodermata; Asteroidea; Valvatida; Asterinidae. The record is from RefSeq and is a predicted model, not a curated record. The transcript is spliced from 15 exons.